Molecule: messenger RNA, 2262 nt
Organism: Cyprinus carpio (common carp)
Lineage: Eukaryota; Metazoa; Chordata; Actinopteri; Cypriniformes; Cyprinidae
Product: gap junction beta-4 protein-like
Biological process (GO): cell communication
Cellular component (GO): connexin complex
Source: RefSeq, a predicted model, not a curated record
UUACACAUAUCAUUAAAAUAUUUAUUAAAAUAUUUUAUUAAUUACAGUCGACAAGAAACUCACAUUACAGAUUUUAUAAAGUUAUGUCACCAUCUCCUGGUGAGAAAGAGUUAUAGCAUGAAUUAUUCGUUUUUCUAUUCAUAGCAAAAACCGACAAGAAUGUAUACCUGCGAUCUGCUUUAUAUAAAUGUACAGUAUACCACACCCUCCUAAAGCAGCUCCAUCGUCACAGAUGUCUCAUGUGUAUAAACCACGCUUACACUCAGGUAUGUUGGCGGCUAGGCCAUCAGGAUGGACGGGAUUCCUUAAGGGCUUUUACUGUAGUCUCGCCCUUUACCUCUUUUUUGGCUUUGUUUUUUUUUUUUUUUUUUUGUGCUUUUGGUUUUGUUCUUUUUUGUGCUUGCAGUUUCGAUGUCUAUCAGGCAACUUCAGACAAGACACGGACACAGUUUGUGAUCAGCGAUGAACUGGUCAGGACUGGAGACCCUUCUUAACGGGGUCAAUAAAUAUUCUACAGUGUUUGGUCGAGUCUGGCUGUCCGUGGUGUUUGUGUUUCGUGUUCUGGUGUUUGUGGUGGCGGCUCAGCGCGUUUGGGGCGACGAGAGCAAAGACUUUGUGUGCAACACCAAGCAGCCUGGCUGCAGCAACGUCUGCUAUGACAGCACGUUCCCCAUCUCUCACAUCCGUCUGUGGGCCUUGCAGCUCAUCUUUGUCACAUGUCCAUCACUCUUGGUCAUAGCCCACGUCAGUUACAGAGAGGAAAAAGACAAGAAGUACACGGCCCUCCAUGAGGGCACCCAUUUAUACGCCAACCCUGGGAAAAAGCGUGGGGGUCUUUGGUGGACCUACCUGUUAAGCUUGAUCUUUAAAGCCACAGCUGAUGCUGCCUUUCUCUAUAUUCUUCAUCACAUGUAUAAAGGCUAUGAUCUUCCUCGCCUCACCAAGUGCUCACUUGAUCCUUGUCCGAAUACGGUGGAUUGUUUCAUCUCCCGUCCCACAGAGAAAAAAAUCUUCACUCUCUUCAUGGUGGCCUCCUCUGCUCUCUGCAUCUUCAUGUGUAUCUGCGAAAUGAUUUAUCUCAUUGGAAAGCGUAUAUUUAAAUACUGUAUUAUGCAAGAAGCACCACCGCAACGAUCUAAAAGAAGAGACCCGACUCUUUCCAGCAGCCAAAACUUGAGUUCACAAAAAUUAAAAGACACCUCAAUGGACAUAACUGCUAUUUAAUGACAGGGUGUCGCCAAACCUUUACAGCCUCAGUGAGUUCGGGAUACGGGAUAAAAAAAAAAAAUCAAAAAUUGUAGUAAACAAAUGCAAAUGCAAAUAAAUAAAUACAAAUAAAUUAGUAGAUCUAAGAAUGAUAAUUAGUUAGUACAGACCUCAUGUUGCUUUUAAACACAGUAAUAAAUAAAUAUUUUUAUAUGAAAGAUGUGAUAGGAUUUUCACUAUAUGUUUUUUUUUUUUUUUUUUUUUUUUUUUUUAGAAUAUGCACUUUAGAAUGAACUUUAAAAGUAUAAUGUAUUUCAAAAUAGGAAUAAAAAUCUGGGUGAAGUGAGCUGGGCUCUAAAUACUUUGCAAUCAAUGUUAGACGGCUUCAUGCAAAUGUGGUAUCGACCUCAAAAUUUACAUGUCUCCAACAGUACCAUGCAUUUUAAAGGGUUUUUCGUAUUCGUAUUAUUAUCUUUUUUGUAUUCAGUGUACAUGCAUAUCUAACAUAUCAAUUAAAAAUUCAUUUAGAUGCAGAUUUGCCUUGGUUUCAUUGGUUUUAUGGAAUCGACAGAGUAAAACGUUAGUAUUUUAAUAAAAGGAUCAGUCACCCAAAAAUUAGAAAUCUAUUAUUUACUUAUCGUAAUGUCUUUCACAGAUUUUAUGUCUUCAGUUUUAACACAAAAAGAAAUAUUUAUAGCAAAAUGUCCAAGCUGCUCUUAUGCAACCACUUUUAUAUUUUUUUGUAGUUUUUGACACCCCCACUUAUAUUGUAUGGAAAAAAGCAGCUCUGAUAUUUAGCUUAACUCCUCAUUUUAUGUUCCACUGAAUAAAGAAUGCAUACUUUGAAUAAAUGAUGGCCAAACUUAAUUGCUAGGUAACAAUUCCUUUAAAAUGACUAAAGUUAAAGCCAAAUAUGCUAUAUUAAAUCUCUUAACAGCGUUUCAAACUCUCAGUAUAAUUCCUCUGAUGCUCUCUGGAUUUUUUCAGUCCUUAUUUCUGUCAGCCUACACUGCUUUUGUACAUAGAAUGCAUGUAAAAAUAAAAUCUUUUAGCACA